AUGCUGGUUGUUAGAUGGGGGCGUUCUGUUUAUGAAAACAUUCAGAAAUUCAUCCAGUUUCAACUCAUUGUCAAUGCUGUUGCACUUGUUAUUAAUGUUGUUGCAGCAGUUUCUUCUGGUGAUGUUCCUCUGAAUGCAGUGCAACUUCUUUGGGUUAAUCUCAUAAUGGAUACACUUGGAUCUUUGGCAUUGGCCACUGAACCACCUACUGAUCACCUGAUGCAUCGACCUCCGGUUGGUCGGAGGGAACCGUUGAUAACAAAUAUAAUAUGGAGGAACUUGCUAAUUCAGGUAUAUAUUAUUAUUAUUGGGAAGCAGGUGUAAGUUGUUGUUUGAUAACUUACAAUUUCUAGCUAGC
Messenger RNA from Impatiens glandulifera, 358 nucleotides. RefSeq names its product calcium-transporting ATPase 9, plasma membrane-type-like. Lineage: Eukaryota; Viridiplantae; Streptophyta; Magnoliopsida; Ericales; Balsaminaceae. The record is from RefSeq and is a predicted model, not a curated record. Bases 1 to 324 code for a protein of 107 amino acids. Gene Ontology annotation, cellular component: intracellular membrane-bounded organelle. Gene Ontology annotation, molecular function: P-type calcium transporter activity. The transcript is spliced from 4 exons.